AUGCCCAACAUAGCCCUGAUCGGCGCCGGCAGCGUCGUCUUCGCCCAGAAGCUCAUCAGCGACAUCCUGCAGCGCGACGGCAUCGGCACGCCCGAGUUCCGGCUGAUGGACAUCGACCCCGAGCGCCUGCGCAUCGCCGGCAUCGCCGCCGAGAAGACCGCCCGCGCGCUGGGCAAGCCGGCCACGAUCCGCACCACCGUCGGCGACACGGAGACGAUCUAUCAGGACUUCGACAUCCCCGCCCGCUACGGGCUGCGCCAGACCAUCGCCGACACGCUGGGCAUCGGCGGCAUCUUCCGCGCGCUGCGCACCUAUCCGGUGAUGAUGGACCUGGUCGAGAACAUCACCACGGGCACGGCCGCCAAGCUCGCCGGCAUCGCCGGCGUCGCCGAGGAAGAGGUGCGCUUCCGCUGCGCGGGCAUCAACCACAUGGCGUUCUACACCGAGUUCCGCGUCGGCGACCGCGACCUCUACCCGGUGCUGUUCGAGCGCCUGCGCGACGAUCCGGACGGACUGGGCCGCACCGUGCGGUUCGAGAUGCUCAGGCGUACCGGCUACUUCGUGACCGAAAGCUCCGAGCACCAGGCCGAGUACACGCCGUGCGAGUGGGAACAGCAGCAGCGCGAGUUCUCCGACCCCGACCACGCGGUGGACACCAAGCCGCUGAGCCACGAGUACGGGUCGAUCAUCAUCGAGGCGAUCGAGACCGGCGUGCCGGCCACCAUCCACGGCAACGUGCUGAACCACGGGCUGAUCGACAACCUGCCGGCCGACGCCUGCGUGGAGGUGGCCUGCCACGUGGACGGCACCGGCCUGGCGCCGGUGGCGUUCGGCCGCCUGCCGACCGUGCUGGCCGGGAUCAUCGGCAGCAACAUCGCCGUGCAGCUCGCCACCGUGGAGGCGGCCGAGUCACGCCGGCGGGAGGCGGUCUAUCACGCCGCCAUGCUCGACCCGCACACCGCCGCCAGCCUCACCCUGGACCAGAUCUGGCAGGUCUGCGACGAGAUGCUGGAGGCGCAGGCGCCCCUGCUGCCGGCCUUCGACACGGCAUAG
Messenger RNA from Geodia barretti, 1053 nucleotides. The record is from the annotation of a GenBank genome assembly. NCBI's taxonomy places the organism in Eukaryota, Metazoa, Porifera, Demospongiae, Tetractinellida, Geodiidae.